Messenger RNA from Helianthus annuus (common sunflower), 1224 nucleotides. Its product is annotated as F-box protein At5g07610. Bases 1 to 1224 code for a protein of 407 amino acids. Gene Ontology annotation, molecular function: protein binding. Lineage: Eukaryota; Viridiplantae; Streptophyta; Magnoliopsida; Asterales; Asteraceae. The transcript has a single exon. The record is from RefSeq and is a predicted model, not a curated record.
AUGGUGAACACCAGAGGCAAAAUCAAGAAAGCCCAAAACAUGCGUAAAAUCUGCUUCUCGAAUGCCUCCACGGAGGAUUCCAAUUAUCAAUCGACUCGGUCUGGAGCUUUGAUCGGUUCUGAUGAUGACCUCUUACUCAAAAUCCUUCUUUGGCUCCCUGUUACCUCCAUCCUUCGCUUCAAAUCUGUUUCCAAACACUGGCAAUGGCUUUUGAGUCACAGGCGUUUCACCCUCCUAUACGAUAACCUUCCAAAAUAUCCUGGUCUUUUUGUUCGCAAUAUCUAUAUUCCGUUUGAUGCUGCAAACCAAAGCACCCCUCCCUUUCGUAGUCUCGACUUCUACUUUGAUCCUUGCGGUAUCAAAAUCAUUCAAUCUUGUAACGGGUUACUCCUUUGUUGUAGCGAUCGAGGAAACGAACGUGCUCGUAAGUAUUACGUAUUUAAUCCCACCACCAAGCAAUUUUCAAUCAUCCCGUCGGUCCCUGGAGGUAAGAAAGUUCGUAGAACUAUUCGUUUUAUGGGUCUGGCAUUUCAUCAAACAGAUUGCGUUCACUACAAACUUGUUUGUAUACGUGGCGUGGAGCCAAUGGGGGAGUUGUGUCAGAUUCAAAUAUAUUCAUCUGAAGUUGGAAAAUGGAAGAUUUCUAGUGAAUCUUUCUCUGCGAAUUGUUCUUUUCGUUGUGGAGUUUACUGGAAUGGAGCUAUUCACUGGGCUCCCUCGUGUCACAAUCCCUUGUACUUCAAAAUUGCGGGUGAACAGUUGCAAACGUUGGCGUUGCCACCAAAUAUGGCAUCUUUUGGAGGCUUUCACCGUGGAGCAACGCCAAUGUACUUCGGGGAAUCUAGAGGUCAUAUGCAUUUAGUAGAUACCGCGAAUGGUGAAAACCAUUUACACCUGAUUGUAUAUGAGAUGAUGAGCGAUUAUUCAGGGUGGUUUGUCAAGUUUCAAGUAGAGCUUGAUGACCUUCCCGGGGCUUUCCCGGAGAUGAUCAAUAGCUACCUACAUCCGUCGAGUCCCUAUUAUUAUCAAUUUAAUGUCAUUGAUGUGGUUAGAGGUGAAAACGAAGAAGACACGUUCAUGGUGGUGAGAAUUCCUGGGAAGUUGAUAAGGUAUAACGUUCAUGACAAGAGUUUUAAGCAGAUAUUCAAUCUCACCACCUACUUCUCUUUCCCUGAAUCACACUCAAAUGUUCAUCGCUAUACUGAAACCUUAACUUCUUUCUAA